AUGUGGGCCACAGCUUCAUCCAAACCUCAGCGCAUUGCAUCUGAAGACCUGAAAUCUUUAUGGCUAAACCCUGAGGAACUAGCUUGCUCCGAGCAGGUGCAUAAAGUUCUGCUGGGCAGCAGGAAGCCCUCCACGAGGGCAACUUACUGGGAAAAAUGGAAGCGAUUUUCUGUGCAGUCAUCACAGCAAGGAGUUCCACCAGAGUGCACAUCCCUGCAAAUUGUUUUGGAUUACCUUUUAUCCUUGAAACACCAAGGCCUUGCCCUCUCUUCAAUUGAGAUUCAUCUGACGGCCAUCUCCGUGUUCCAUCCCAAAGUUGACAGUAAGUCCCUCUCUCUUCUCAUGAGAAGGGAAAACUUGACAAUAGUGACAGAGUUGGGUGAUAGAGCAGCCCAGGGACGUGCGUAUGGAAAUCUGGGGAAUACACAUUACCUUCUAGGCAACUUCAGGAAUGCUGUUAUAGCCCAUGAACAGCGUCUCCUAAUUGCAAAAGAAUUUGGUGAUAGAGCUGCUGAAAGAAGAGCAUACAGCAAUCUUGGAAAUGCCUACAUAUUCCUGGGCGAAUUUGAAACAGCUUCUGAAUACUACAAGAAGACACUACAACUGGCUCGACAGCUUAAAGACAGAGCUGUGGAAGCACAGGCUUGUUACAGUCUUGGAAAUACAUAUACUUUGCUCCAAGACUAUGAAAAAGCAAUUGACUAUCAUCUGAAGCACCUUACAAUCGCUCAGGAACUGAAUGAUAGAAUUGGUGAAGGAAGAGCAUGCUGGAGUUUAGGAAAUGCGUACACAGCAUUAGGAAAUCAUGACCAAGCUAUGCACUUUGCAGAAAAGCAUUUAGAAAUUUCAAGAGAGGUAGGGGAUAGAAGUGGAGAAUUAACAGCUAGACUUAACCUCUCAGAUCUUCAAAUGGUGCUUGGUCUAAGCUACAGCACAAACAACUCCAUGAUGUCAGAAAUCCAUGCUGUAGAUAAUAGUUUGAAUGGUGCAAGAUCCAGAGUAGGACGCCGUCACAGUAUGGAAAACAUGGAACUUAUGAAAUUAACACCUGAAAAGAUUCAGAACUGGAACAGUGACAUUCUUGCUAAACAGAAACCCCUGGUUGCCAAACCUUCAGCAAAGCUGCACUUCGUAAAUCGACUAAAAGGCAAAAAGUACAAAAAUGGCAAAUCCUCCAAAGUUCUGCAGGAUGCUAGUAAUUCUAUUGAUCAUCGACUUCCAAGCUCUCAGAGGAAAAACAGUCCUGAUAUGACUGGAGAUGAAGGGUUCUUUGACUUGCUGAGCCGGUUUCAAAGCAACAGGAUGGAUGAUCAGAGAUGCUGUUUCCAGGAGAAGAGCAGAAUGACAGCUGCAGCAUCAUCCUCCACCCCACCUAAAACAAUGAGAAAAUCCUUUUCUACUUCCAUGGUCUCACCGCACACUGAUGAAUUUUUAGAUCUACUUGCAAGCUCACAGAGCCGCCGCCUAGAUGAUCAACGAGCCAGCUUUAGCAAUUUACCUGGGCUUCGUCUCAAUCAGCACAACAGUCAGUCAGUCCUUGGCCACCUAAUGGCUAGCAACAACAGAGAAUCAGAUGAUGACUUCUUUGAUAUCUUAAUAAAAUGUCAAGGUUCCAGAUUAGAUGAUCAAAGAUGUGCUCCACCAUCAACUGCCACAAAAGGACCAACUGUACCUGAUGAAGAUUUCUUCAGCCUUAUUUUGAGAUCACAGGCCAAGAGAAUGGAUGAACAGAGAGUCCCUUUACCCUCCAGUAUAAAGAGACUAAAUCCUAACGAAGACUUUUAGAAAGAGAAGCCUUGUUGGAAUUUCAACUACAGCACAAAGAUUAGGGGGUCGGCUUGUACUGUAUUUUUUAACAAAGAAUCUGUCACUUUCCUUUGUUUGCAGGGAAAACGAUAAUAUGCCUUUAAAGGAAAAAAGGGUUUUGUAGCACUAAUAAUGUUUGGAUAUUCAGUUAAGUGUAUUGUGUAAAUAGUUUUACUUUUCAAAAAUAGUGCUAGUAAACUGACAGUUGUACAUUCCUGUGAUGAGUAUUCUGCAAAAGGUACAGUCUACAGUUGCUACUACUGCUAGAGAUUAACUGUAUGUCAAAGCUUAAAUGAGUCACUGAGUACUUUCUUAUCUAAAGUGGAUAGCAUUGUGAUCAGUAAGAUGUAGUGUUUAAGGUACUCUGCUUCAUUGAUUAAAACGCUACAAGUUUAUGGCAGUUUAAAUUAACAGUAAUACAAAUUUCAUAGUUCUAUAUGUCCUUUUAAAAAACUUUUUUCCCUGAUUUGUAUGUUUACCUUUCCUGGAACGAUCAGUUAGUCCCUGGACUUUUUUUAUACCAUUUUUUUUUUUAACCCACAAACUGAGGAAUAAAUUACCUCUCAGACUG
Messenger RNA from Terrapene triunguis (Three-toed box turtle), 2377 nucleotides. Its product is annotated as G-protein-signaling modulator 2. The record is from RefSeq and is a predicted model, not a curated record. Gene Ontology annotation, molecular function: GTPase regulator activity; protein binding. Bases 1 to 1785 code for a protein of 594 amino acids. Lineage: Eukaryota; Metazoa; Chordata; Testudines; Emydidae. The transcript is spliced from 11 exons.